This is a messenger RNA of Saccharomyces eubayanus, 573 nucleotides long. RefSeq lists its product as uncharacterized. The transcript has a single exon. The record is from RefSeq and is a predicted model, not a curated record. NCBI's taxonomy places the organism in Eukaryota, Fungi, Ascomycota, Saccharomycetes, Saccharomycetales, Saccharomycetaceae. The coding region runs from base 1 to 573 and encodes 190 amino acids.
AUGCAACACAGCAUAGAAAUUGCCUUAGCGUGCCAUGGCAUGCCAUGCUAUGCUGUGCUAUGCCGUGUCGCUUCGUCCCGUGUUGCCUCGUCUCGUACCGGACCGUACAGUACCGUGCUACAAAGCGACCCGUCCUCGCCCGUCUCGUAUCGCACUGUAACCGUAUCGGCGCUAGCUGAUUUCUCUCUCGCCCUGCCUUCCGCCCCCCACCCCUCUCUUUCUCCGAUCGUUGCUACUCCCGUCGCUAGCCACCAAACUUUUUCACACGUACUGUACUCCAUCUUUUUUUGGCGUCUUCCCCUAUCCGGUUUUAACAAGGUUUUUUUUGUUUUAUUUUUCUUUUCUUCGGUCGGUUGGUCGUUCUUUCCCUUCCGAUUAUCAAAGCAAAAGCGCAUUUUUUUUCUUUUUCUUGUUUUUUUUGUUUUUUGUUUUUUUGCAAACAACGUCAGGAGUUCAAUUGGGAGAGCAAGAAACAACAAGGCAAACAAGACAACGUCAGUCAUUUCUGAACCAGACGCGCACUACUACCACCUCUUUUCCCUAUCUCUUUCUCUUUCCCCACCACUGUUAUAA